UCUGUCACUGUCAAAAUUCGAAAAGUAGGAAAAUGCCGUGUUGUCCGACAUGCCCUAAAUUAUUGUAAUAAAAUCAGAUGUUUUAAAUUAAAAUGCUGUGGUACAUUCGCUCCGACGGUUCCCAGCGUACGUGGCGAUCGUUUACUUGACUCCGAUUGAAAAUUUUUCGUUACUCUAGUUCUUUUGAAUGAGCAUCCAUCAAUAUGGAUGUUCCUACCGCUAAGUUACUAUCCACCCUUGCCAGUUAUUUUACAAUUGCAUCAUGUGCAUUUUUGAAAGUUCCGCAAAUUAUCUCCGUAACCGAGCGCCGGUCAGCAGAUGGAAUCGUUCUCAAUGCUAUGUUGAUGGAAACCGCGAGCUUCACCAUCAUGUUCCUAUACAACUAUACAAGUAAUUACUCUGUAGAAACUUAUUUGGAAUAUCCCAUAAUAUUAGCACAGGUGUAUGUGCUAUUUUACUACGUGCUGAUGUACAAGAGGCUGCUACACCUUAAACUUGUGAAGUUCAUCAUCAUACUAUAUUUCGCCUUGAUUAUUGGCUUUCUUACUGGGUAUCUACAUCCUAUCCUCCUGUCUGUGUUUGUGCCCCUAUGUACACCAAUGAGUGGAGCAGCUAAGGUAUCAUACCUCUAUGGCAUCAUAGCAGACAACAAUGCGGAUGGCGUCUCAAUCACCACUUGGAUAAUAUCAAUAUUCACCAAUGUCUCGCGCAUCUUCACGGUUUAUAUGGACUCCGGUGACGUCAAACUGAUGUUCAACUUCCUGGUAUCCACGAUCCUGAGCUCCAGUGUGUUGGCGACAGCUAUGUACUUCAAGUUCUUCGUGCCGCCGCCGCCGCCGCCGGGCCGCCCCCGCCGGAAGCCGUCCUAUCGCCGGUACAGCGACACCAUGCACACGGAUUAAACGGUUCAACCCUACGUGUAAACUGACCUCGAUCAUGCAUUGAACUGACCCCUUAGAAUACCUGAACCCUUUGUCCUUGGUGAGCGACGGAACGCGUCGCAUUUUCUCCUUUACUGAACUUCAUGUGACGUGUGUCAUACGCGACUAUAGUUGAACGAUUUGAAACGUAAAAUGGCAAAGAUCGCCUGGCAUUGAUAUAAAAUGUCAUAGGUAAACCACCCAAUCAUUGGCACUCUACCAAUUUAUUGGCAUGCUCCAGUUUUUUAAGAAAAUUAAGGUUUUUUGUAGCCAAACCUUAUAUUUUUUAGUAGAAAUUGUACAGAAAUAUCAUUUAUUACUCAACUGGCUACACACGUUUUUUAUUUUUUCAAACAUCGCGGCGCAUCAACCAUUUGUUUGACAAACCGCGACCUGUGCGAAAAAAACAAUCGAAAUAUUCGUUUUUUACUAAGGUAAGAGCUAUCAUAAUCUUUUAAAAAAAUGCAAAUCUAUUUUGUUGUCCCUAUACAUAAUCAUUUUGUCUUAUUAUUGAAUAUAUUAACUGCCUUUUUAAAACAUUAUUUUAUAAUUUAACCGCCAACUUUUAAUUAUUUGUGGUGUGCCAACAUUUGGUAUGCGUAAAAUCUGUUUAUCCAUUUUAUUGGCACACAUGCCAAUAAAAGGGUAUUUAAAAUAAUUUGAGUUUAUUAAAAAUUAUACCUUGUUUGUCUCAAAAUUUAGUUUAAAUUGCAUUUAAAAUAUUUUUUAACGUUUUGGAUACACCAAUCCAAAUGUUGGCCCACUGCCAAUUAUAUAAAAUCCAUUUAUUGGCACGGGUGUCAAACAUUGGUUAAAAAGGUGCUAAUAAAAAAUAUUAUCUUUUCAGCCACUUUCAAAGCCUUUCAAAGUCUUAUUCCACUAAUCCCCGUUGACAAUCCCCGUCAACGGGGAUUAGUGAACUUUUUGUUCAUUAAUUCCCGUUAACGCCAAUGGAGUUUACGAUGGGGAUUAAUGAACUAAAAAGUUAAUUAAUCCCCAGUACGUUAAAAAUAAAAUACUCAUGUAAGAAUCAGGUACCUUCUAUUUAUUACUAGAUAAGAACUCACUUAUUAUUUUUAUUAUCAAAUUAAAUUAAAUUUAAGACUGAUUACAAUACUUAAAAAAAUUAACACUUACCUGAUUAACCAAAAGCACUAUGGAUAUUGAAUCGUUAUUCCCCAUUCAUCAUUUAAAAGAAGAUGGAAACGAUUACAUACAAAUUUGGGCCAAGAUGAACAAGAUAAAAAUGGUGUAAAUUAAUAGCUUUGUAAUCAGGCUUAAAUUCAAUUUAAUUUGAUUAUAAAAAUAAUCAAUAAGUGAGUUCUUAUCCAAUAAUAAAUAGAAGGUACAUGAUUCAUACAUUAGUAUUUUAUUUUUAACGUAGUUUUCUGAAUAAAGAAAAAUAAAAUAAACUAAAAAGUUCAUUAAUCCCCAUUAUAAGCUCCAUUGGCGUUAGCGGGGAUUAAUGAAUAAAAAGUUCACUAAUCCCCGGGAUUAGUGGAAUAAGGCUUUGAAAGUGGUACCACGGUCUACUAUACAAUUCAGAUUGAAACAUCAUCAUCUGAUCAUCGCUCUAAGCCCGGUCCGUUCACAAUUUUAACUGACGAGGAAGAACAGCUUUUUGUUGACUGGAUACUUAGAUUAAUAAAACACUGGAUAAAAUAAAAAUCAGUAGCAAAAAAGUAUUUCCGAAGAGAAAAGAAGAUUUGAUAAAAGUGUUUAUGGAAAGUUUAAAACCAUAUUUAAAUAUAAGCGUUUGAACUGAUAUGGUAUGUUCCUAUACAAAUAAAUGUUACUUUUCUUUUAACAAAGGAUUUUAUUUUGUUUAUUUCUAUCAUGAAUCCCUUUAAAACCUCUACAUAAGACCUAGCAGCUAUUUUUCAGUCUUGCGAGAACAGUGCCAAUAAUAGGUAAUUAUCACUGCCAAUAAAAGGUUUGGCUAUGCCAACAACUGGUAUUUUGAGGUAUUUUUUUAAAAGGUACACUAUAUUGAAUAAAUGAUUUAAUUUAUUAAUGAUAAGUACUUUAUAAUAUUCUGCAAAGAUUAAAAGACCAAUAUAAAUGUUUUUUUCUUUGAUAAAACAUAUUUUUACAUGCAAAUUUUACCGGUUUUGUGAAGUAGCUGCUUAAAGUGCCAAUAAUUGGGUGGUUUACCCUAAUUUUACUAAGGUAGUCUUCCACCUAAGAUUGAGAACAACGGGUUAAAAUCAAUUAUCAGAAUCAGUCGUAAAAAAUAUAAAAAAUCCAUUGAAAAAUGAAAAAAAAUUAACGUUCGUGGUCAACUUAAACUUUCGGACCAGUUCAGUGUUAAAUGAAAGAGGCCAGUGAAAAACAUCUUUUAUUAAAAAUACUCUAGGUCUCACGUAAUGUGAAAAAUUCGAUGGGGUUGUAUUAUGUUACUUUUUAAAUUUAUUAUCUUUGAUGUAUAUUUGUUUUUUAAUAUCUUAUUGUAAUUUUAAUGUGAUCAUAUAUAGCCUCUUAUUAUGUUCAAAGGUUCUAUGUUGACUCGACUUUUAUUAAUUUAUUGUAAUUCUGAUAAUACUCUAUAUUUUAGGCAUGUGCGGUGUAUGGAUAAGAAAGCGUCAAUUAUGUGUACAGCAUUUGGAAUAGGGAAAUAAAACUGAAGAAUUAGAAAUUGGGGGAAUAAGCUACUUUAGACGUUUUGGUGCAUAGCACAAUACUUACAGGCGAGAUAGCUAUAAAAUGAUGAAAAUUUUUGGCCAGUAGUGUUCUAGUCAAUUUCUGCGUCUUGGUACCAGAAAACCAGAGAGCCAAGACAAUGUAACAUCGUUAAAAAGAGGCUCGAAUUAGAAUAAAGGUAGUUGGUAUUUAAAAGUUAUGUACAAUCCACAUCAAAAUCAUGUUGCGGUAUUGUAUAUUAGAUUAGUGUAAAGAAUGGUAAAAAAAGAGUAUUUUUUUAAAAGAUGUAAAUAAAAUUGUAAUUGCGUAUUUUUCUGAUGACGUUCGACUUCACCGUGUUAGAAAUUUCCUGGAUAGUAUUUUAAUAUCCAUAAAAUUAUUAUCUAAGCAAACUAAAGUAAAAAAAAUCAAAUUUUAUCUUAUCUUUAGAAUAAUAUCGUAGACGAAGACUUUUAAGUAACUGGACAUGCUGCUGAGGAUGAAUAUUGCGUCACAUCUCGGGCGUAUCCUAAAAUAACUUCAAAUAACGUAAUUUGUUUAUGUGAAUUGAUAUAAACAACUUGCGUGAUUUGAAAUUAUUUUACCCAAUUAAUGAAUUUACCGGUAUAAAUGGUAUGAGCACGAUUAAUAAUAAUAUGUGAGUGUCUUGUCUACGUAUGCGUCGACUAUUUUGCGAUUCCCGCCGCAUAAUGUGCUCUCGCUCGCUCUCAAUGCGCUAAAUGAUGUUGAUGCUAUAUUGCUAUGAUAGCAAUCAUGAUAUGAAUUAUGUGACCAAUAUCUCAGAGGCAGUAUGUCUAGGUACAUAGUCUUUACGUAGAAUAAUAAUAAAAGACAUUGUUAUAAUUAUAUUAUAGAAAAUAUGAAGUAUUAUAUUUAUUGAUGUAUGUUCGACAAUGGUCGUGGGAUAUAAAUAUCUCGUUUAUGGAUAAUCUCUUUAAAAUAAGGUAAUAUUUAAUCAAUUAGUGAAUUUAUUUAUUACAUACUAUUACUGAUAUAUUCAAUAAUUCAAUAUUUAACAUUUUAAACUUAGAUUUAAAUAUAAUCGUGUAGUAUUAAAUGUUACUAUUCCUAUAUUUUCUAGUCUUCUGUUAUAAAAUAUAUUUGUACUAAAUUCAGUGCAAAUCUGUAAGUACAAACCUGGUUUUGGUUCAAACUACUGGAUUGGUGCAAUUAUUUUUUUAUGUUAUGUUCAAAAUUAUAUUUAAUCAGAUUUGUGCCAAACAUGUUACGGUUCUAGUUCAUAGUAGUAAAUAUAUUAUAGUGUGAUAGUACAGAUUUUAAUGUAUCAACUUAUUUAAUUCGAAUAAAUUAUGAAUGAACAAUU
Molecule: messenger RNA, 4884 nt
Organism: Ostrinia nubilalis (European corn borer)
Lineage: Eukaryota; Metazoa; Arthropoda; Insecta; Lepidoptera; Crambidae
Product: solute carrier family 66 member 3
Exons: 5
Coding region: 204-902 (232 amino acids)
Source: RefSeq, a predicted model, not a curated record